Asparagus officinalis (garden asparagus) is the source of this 1290-nucleotide messenger RNA. Its product is annotated as F-box protein At5g46170-like. The record is from RefSeq and is a predicted model, not a curated record. The transcript has 2 exons. The annotation marks the transcript as partial. NCBI's taxonomy places the organism in Eukaryota, Viridiplantae, Streptophyta, Magnoliopsida, Asparagales, Asparagaceae.
GUCGUCGUCCGCGUUGACUGCGUCAUCUCCGACGACCCCUCCCCUUCCGCCGCCGGAGGAGGCGGCGACAAUAAGACACGCGGCGUCAUCUCGAAUCUCGCUCGCCUCGUCCUUGGAGGCAUCGUCAAGCCUCUCCAAGCCCUAGGUCAGAUCUUGAAUAAGAGAUCUCUGGAAGCUUCGUCGUCGGCUUGCUCUCUGGUUUCGUCGGAAGUAUCGCAUCACUCGCCGACCGAGGUCUUGAAGAACUUUAAGGAGAUUCGGAGGCUGAGGAUCGAGCUUCCAGCUGGUGAGCUCGGGGUUGAAGAUGGAUCUCUUUUGAAAUGGAAGGCUGGUUUCGGAUCUACGCUUGAUAGUUGUGUUAUACUUGGCGCGACAUCUUCGUCUUCGUCGAAAUCUCAGAGCUCCAGCCCUAAUCCUACUAAUUCAUCGGAAUUAUGCGGUGUUGAUGAUAGCGGAAGUAUUCCAGAGGCUUUUUACACCAACGGGAGCCUCAAAUUGAGGGUUGUUUGGACGAUUAGCUCUCUGAUUGCUGCGUCCGCGAGACAUUACCUUCUUCAGCCGAUUAUAAAUGAUCAUGAAACGCUGCAGAGCUUGGAUCUGACCGAUGCUGAUGGGCAAGGGGUGCUGACUAUGGGAACUUCACAGUUGAAGGAGCUGAGAGCGAAGCCCGUGUCACCUUCAGGGUCUUCGCAGAGGACUUUAGUGCCGGCGCUCAGUAUGAAGCUGUGGUAUGCACCACAUUUGGAAAUUCCGGGUGGGAUUGUGUUAAAAGGUGCGACUUUGGUUGCAAUCCGGCCAAGUGAGGAGGGAUCAGGGGAGAAUUUGAGUGCGUGUAGUGCGUCAUCAGAUGGAGCGAGUUGGGUUUCAGAUGCAUUUGAAGAACCUUACAGGACGGCCGUGAGGAUGUUGGUAAAGAGGAGGACUUACAGCCUCGAGAUGAAUUCCUUUUGAAACCCUGAACCUACCAGGAGUUUGAGCAAUCGAUCAAGAGGAAAAUGGAAUGUUCGAACAAAAGAUUAGAAGGUCGGAGUAAUUUUGAAAGCGCGGAGAAAAGCUCGAUGAAGACCUUAAAAAUCUCAAGCUGCAACGUUCUCUGAUACGAAGAGUCUGAGUCUCCUCUCUGCUGCUCAUGAGAUUAAAACGUUAAAAGAUGUUUUUUUUUGUACGAAAUGUAUUGUCGGUAGCACGCUCGACAAGAGUCUUUGAUGUUUCCUUCCUGUAAAUGUUUGAGAUAAUCCUGAUGUUAUUCUGUUUUGGUGACGUAGAUCAAGCUUUUUAACUCUCUUGGAA